Molecule: messenger RNA, 1438 nt
Organism: Manduca sexta (tobacco hornworm)
Lineage: Eukaryota; Metazoa; Arthropoda; Insecta; Lepidoptera; Sphingidae
Product: cactin-like
Biological process (GO): mRNA cis splicing, via spliceosome
Cellular component (GO): spliceosomal complex; cytoplasm
Source: RefSeq, a predicted model, not a curated record
AAGAAAUUUGACAUUUGGAUUUUGAUUUGGAAAGCAAGCUGUGUGUGCAGUGUAUAAUCAAUUAUAUCAUUUAUUUCGUCUUACGGUUACCUAUUAGUUAUUUUUAAUUUGAAUUUAUACUUUAUUUAUACAAAUACACAAUAUUUUACAAGUGAUGCGUCAUAUAUUUUAAUCUACGCCAGAUUCCAUUGCAACUGGCGAGUGGUGAUGUUUACUAGUAUUCGAUAUUAACCAAGUCUCAACAAAUCAUAAAACUUGUAGGUCUUCAAGGAUGGACGUGAGACGUGAGCAGCGAUCCAAAAGCGCCUCUCUGGACCGACAUAAGGAUCGCCGAGCACGGAGCAGCAAUAGAAGUGACAGAUCCCCAUCUACCAAAACACAUUCUUCGAAACCAAGCCAUAGAUCAAAAUCAAGGCACAGGUCGAAAAGUAAGGACCAAAAGAAGAAAAAGAAGAAGACGCGUCACUCUUCCUCGAGCAGUAGCAGCAGCUCCACUGACAGCGACGAGGAAGAGUUGAAGCUAUUGCAGCGGCUGGAGGCUGAGAGGCUCUCUGAAAGAGGAGAAAAAGAAAAGCAGAAGGAAGCUCUCAAGGCUAAUGAGACUCCAGAGGAGAAGAGAGCUCGUAGGCUACGUGAGAAACAGGAGAAAGAGCGCAAGAGACGAGAGCGCAUGGGAUGGGACACAGAGUACCAGUGCUACACCAACCAGGACAAUCCAUUUGGAGACUCUGCACUCACCAACACCUUUGUAUGGACUAAGAAACUAGCCAAAGAAGGAGUAAAAAAUGUAUCCCCGGAAGAACUGGAAGCUUUGAACAGGCAAAAACAGUUAGAAAACAAAAUUGAACUUGAAAAGGUGAAGCAGCGCCGUCUUGAGCGCGAGGCGGAGCGCGCGGCGCGGGAGGCGGAGGCGUCGGCGGCGGCGCGUGCGCGCGAGGCUGCGCAGUUCUCCUCAUGGGCGCGACACGAGGACGCCUUCCACUUAAAACAGGCGCGCCUGCGCUCUGCGAUACGUAUCCGAGAUGGAAGAGCCAAACCGAUUGACUUGCUGGCAUGGUAUGUAAGUUCCGAAGAAUGCGUGGACGCGCUGGAGAUGCACGAGCCGUACACAUAUCUCAAUGGAUUACAGAUGCAGGAUCUCGAAGAUCUCCUCGAGGAUAUUAAGGUGUACAAAGAACUAGAGAGCAGCGAGAACCAGUCGUACUGGGAGGACGUCGGCACGAUCGUGUCGGACGAGGUGAACAAGCUGCGCCGCGUGGCCGCGCCCGCCGCCCGCCGCGACGGCGUACACCAAGCUGUCGCGGACGACGUCGCCCAGAUUUUCAAAGGAAAAACAGGCAGUCAACUGGAAGCUUUACAAACUCAGAUUGAACAAAAGAUUAGCGGGAAGAGAGACGGCGUCGACAUCGGCUACUGGGAGAGUUUGCUCAGUCAAAAG